Messenger RNA from Neoarthrinium moseri, 471 nucleotides. RefSeq lists its product as uncharacterized. NCBI's taxonomy places the organism in Eukaryota, Fungi, Ascomycota, Sordariomycetes, Amphisphaeriales, Apiosporaceae. The transcript has a single exon. The record is from RefSeq and is a predicted model, not a curated record. Bases 1 to 471 code for a protein of 156 amino acids.
AUGAAGGUACUAGACGGCCAGCCUCCCUCAAGCAACAAUCAAAGCAGCGUCCCAACAGCAUUCAUCAUUUAUCCAGGAUCGGUGGUCAUGGACGAGCUUUCUGGCCCAGCGCCCGGCUCCGCGCGGGCCACCGACGCUGAGGAUGCGGGAAGUGCAGCCCGGGCCGAGUCCCCGCUUUCCGGCCACGGCGUCGCACAUCCAGCAGAGGCGAACCAGGCUAAUAGCCAAGACAACAAUGAGCAGGAUACCGAGCAUAAAUCAUCAGGCGAUGGAGAAGCUCGAAGGACCGCUGUUCAAUAUCUUCAGAAACUUCACGGUAGUCAAGGCCACGUUGGUGUAGACCGAAGCGUGCAUGGAGCUAGCCUCCCGGUUAUUCCCAGUUCUCAAAGCAGCAAUGCAAGUCGCGACGUAUCAUCGCCAACGAAAGCUGCUGAGGGGCACCCGGAGAACGAAAAUGCGCUAAAAACAUGA